AUGAGCUCAUCCUUCGCCACCACCACAUCCACCUCCACCUCCAAUAAAGCUGGUGUUGCUCCUACCUCUUCGACGAGCAUCAUCUCCUCCCCCCCUUCAACGAAACGAGGUCCCGCACUGACCAUCUCCGUUCAGGCUUUGCACAAACCUGUCAAACCCAAACCCAAAGCGAAGGAUAUCAUCAUGGCUUCUCGCGCUUUGCAACAACAACAACAACAGGAUUAUGAUAGGGCACAGGAUAUUGCGAGACAGAUCAUGGACGAUCACGAUCACGCUGGCAACGGUCGCGUGAAUGGGUACGGCACUGCGUAUGAACAGGAAGAGGAUCUGAUGCUCGAUGAACACGGCGGCGCGCAUCAUCACCAUCACUCGAGGUCACGGCAACAGCAGGCGCAGCAGCAGGGGCAGCAGGGGCAGAUCCAACUGCACUACGUCGACGAGGACGGCCAAGAUCACCACGGCGACGACGACGGCCCAGACCACGACGAAGAAGACCUCGACGAAGACUCGGGUUCGUUCUCCGAUUCGCUCUCGUCUUCGCCUUCGAUCCCCGACGAGGAUAUCGACUUUACGCUCGUCUACGCUCUCCACACCUUCCUCGCGACCGUGGAUGGACAAGCCUCGGUCGUCAAGGGGGACAAGUUGUUGUUGUUGGACGACUCGAAUUCGUAUUGGUGGUUGGUCAGGGUACUCAAAACUCAGGCGGUCGGCUAUAUCCCAGCGGAGAAUAUCGAAACGCCUUGGGAAAGGUUAGCGAGGUUGAACAAGCAUCUCAACGUCGAUGUGAGUCAAAGAUCGCUGCCGAUCGAUUGCUCUCAAAAAAGAGAUCAAGAGAGAGAGAGCUCAUUCAGCCCCCCGAAAAGGGUACCUCUUAGCUCACCACGGCGACUCAACAAGACGUACUGAGUGGACCUCGAUCGACGAUGGCCCAAACGCGCUUCCAAACCCGUAUCCCCCCCUCGCAACAACCCCACCCCCACAUGUCCCAACACCCUUCCGCCAAAGGCGUCAUCGCCUCCCCUUCUCACAAGGAUCAUCCCUGCAACAUCUCCCCUCCUUCUUCGACUUCCGAUGCGGGUAGAAUGCGGAUCGAACGGAGUCAUUCUUCCAAAGCCAAGACCGUCGGGUUCACGGCGCCGACGUAUUAUGAACAUUCGGCGAAUGGGGAUAGCGACACCUAUGAUGAAGAAGAUGGGGAAGAAACGGGCAGUGGGGAACAGGAUUAUGAAGAAGAGGAUGACGAAAUGAGUCAGGACGGCGAACACGGUCAACAACCACAUCAUCAUCAUCAUCGAAGACGACGACGGAAUCGGGAUGACGACGAGGGUGAACUCAUGGGUGAUCAAGUCUUUGAGGACCAUGACGAGGACGAAGACGAGGAGGAAGAAACGUCCGAAUUCUCUGAUGAUCAUCAUGAGCAAAGUCAGCUGCAAUCCGUGCAGGCUCCGAUCGUCGCUACGAAUGGAGGAGGUGUAGCGAGGGAAGCGCACAACGUUCAUCAGACCGUUCAUCAUCAGGAAUCGCAUGGGCAUGUUGGAGAGGUCGGCACGAUCGAGGAUGCUCCCCUUUCAGAGGACAAGACUCUGACGGUGAAGAAGAGGUACAGCGCUUCGGAUCUGGGCAACAUCGAACCGGGCAUGAAUUUGUACCAACUUCGUUCGCCGGAUGGUUCGCUCAAUCAGGAUGCACUCGCGUCAAAGGACGGGGGUAACCUUUCGCCUCUUGUCGCUCCGACAACGACGUGGGAUUCGACGCGCGAGUCAUCGCCUCACCCAUCCCUCGCUCCACUCGAAGAUACGACGAACGAAACAGAUCCUUUCGUCACUUCCCGAAGACCGUCCGCCGCGACCUCGACCUCCUCAGGUAACGAAUCCGGUUCCAUCAAAGGUCGGGCCGUGAACCUCGACGUUUUCGAACCCGAUGCGCCGACGAAAAAAGUUUCCGCUACUCCACCUAUCGUCAGGGAUCCGAACUUUGAUAUCAACGAUCCGUUCGGGGACUUGCAAAAACCGAGGGGGAUCUCGAAUACGUUCGUUUCACAACCACGUACGACGUCUUCGACCUCCCGAUCUCAAAGUACCCCGGUGGUCGAAGUGGAGGGAUCCAAGAAUGGUACUACUGGUGUCUCGUCACCGAACGGAGGGGUACAAAUCUCGCCCGUUCGAGUUCGCGGCGUCGAAGUCGUCAACGUCAAUGACCCACGCUACGAUCGACUCAUCGGACCCGCCAAACGCCUCCAUCAAGAGAACGCGCUUCGCUCGAAUUCGGUCGACACUUCCCCUCGUCCUCAAUCACCCAAUGAAGGGUUCGUAGCGAAGGGUAGUUUAGGUCAAGGGGACGUUUCGUUGAACUCGAUGGAUACGAUCAGUUCGUAUGCUACUUCGGGUGCGGGCCAUUUGGCCGAGGAGAAUGGUCGCUCAUACACGCCCAAUUCGAUCGUUUCGGAAACUGGGAGUGGGAAGGGCAAAGUCAAGAUCAGUGGGAGUGCGGGAAGUGCAGGGAGGGAUUCGGUUGAUGGUGGUGGUGGUGGGAAUGAGGAGGCGAAUGGAGGCAAGAAGAGAAAAUCGGGUGGGAUCCUGGGCUUGUUCAGGAAGAAGGAUAAGAAGAAGAAGAAUUCGUCCUUGGGGAGUCUUAAUGCUUCGGAUGAAGGACAUGGGAUCGUCAGCGGUGGUGGAGGCGCGAGGAGUUCGGAGGAAUCGAAUCGUAUCGCUUCGCCCGUUCAAACUGGAUCCGGAACGUCGUCGGGUUCGAGGACUAAGGAUCCGAGCCGUCGCGAAUCCCAAACGGUUGAUACGUUGUUCUCGACCGACGCCGCAUUGCGACAACAACAGGUCGAGGCCAAGCAGGCGAUGUAUCACCAGUACGGCGUGCAACGAGCGCCGGGGGACGUGUCAAAUACGAUGACGCCUCGUGCUGGACCCGGUUCGGUCGCACUUGCGCCUCAAGGGAGUCAACAGUCCAUUUCGGCGACGGCUGUUCGAAUGCGGCCGGGAAGUCUGUUGGGGUCGCCGAGUAUCCCUGGGUUGGACGUGCCGUUGUUGAGCGUGUUGCGCAUUUUCGCCGGCGAUCACGUCGAUUCCGAAGCGACGUUCAAGACCGUCCUGUUGAAUCGAGCGACGACAACGCACGACCUCGUCAAACAAGCGAUGCAGAGGUUCCGUCUUACCGGCGACGCCGAGAUCGACGAAUACUACCUCACCGUCCGAGAAUUGGGUGGUGAAGAACGCGUGAUCGGUGAACAAGUUCGACCUUUGACGGUGUUUGAAACCAUGUCCGAAGCCGCCGAACAGGGCUUCAUCGUCCCUUCCGUCAAGAGAUCGUCGAUUGGGUCGAUCACCUCCAUUCAGAGCAACUUGUCGUUGAAUCCGGCGAUUACGAGGUUGGGGAUGAAUGAUUGGAGCGACGAUUCGGCGGUCAAGUUUUACCUCAAUCGACGACGACCGAGGACGAGGGACGCGUCGCUACAUGGGACAUUGGCUAAACUUGAAGCAUCAUCGACGACGAGCCCGAUCGAUAAGGAUGGGUCCUCGACGACGGCUGUGCUCUCGCCUUCCUCGGAUCGUCCGGAAACCAAGGCGGGUUUGCUCUCCGUCGAUCUGACAGCUUCAGCCAGCCCGAGUUUCCGCUUCGCCGCACGCAUCACGAUCCACCCUCAAGACCUACCCGAAACCGUCGUCUUCGACCCCCAAAGCAACGCGAUCAUACCUCGCUCCGUCCUAUCCGAUCGUCGCAAUAUCGGUCUAGGUGUCGAGCCCAUCUCUCCCGACGAAAGGGAACGCAUCGUCUUCUUCCCUCGCAAUGCGAACGUCUCUGAGGUGAUCGAGGCGGGUUUGGAUCGGUUUGGAAUUGUCGAUGGGGUCGUGGAUGGGGGUGAUGAAGUUGAAGAUCGGGUGUCCAAGAGGAGGAGCGUGUCGCGCGUCAAGUAUGCUUUGGCCGUGGAGAAGGAUGGGCACGGUCAGUACUUUUGGAUGGCCGUACGAUUCGGAGAGCCGUAAGGCAGGGUUUCCUAACAUCAUUGGUGCCGACUGCCUACAGAAACGUUGUUGCACUCGUCGAGCAAGCUCAUCGACGCCUACCCGAUCCCACCUUUGCUUAAAUCGUACGAUCGUACCUCGAGGGAGUUCCGUCGUCGAUCGGUCGACGCGACGCUCAUCCUCGGCAGCGAACAAGACUUGCAACCGACCGAUCCUGUAUUCGUCCUUCGACGCGCUGCCUACCGCGGCCCUGCCUCGCGCGGCGUCGGUCCGAUUCCCGUGACGAUCGACGAGCUCGAAGAACGACAACAGAAACGCGCUUUCGCCGAACAUCAAACCGCUUCCGAUCCUCGUGCCCCCUCCUCGAGUGGUCAUUCCCCAACCUCGGUUUCAACCUCGUCAACGACGCAACAAGCUCGCUCGUUACUUUCGGCAAGGCAGAACGACGAACAAGGUGUCGAUAUCGCGAUCCCUGAACGAGGCACGAUCCGCAGCAUUCGUGCGGACGGCGGUCGAGUGCGAUAUUCCUUCAUUGGUCCGAAUGGUCAAUCGACCGAUAUCAGCGAUCUCGUCGAUCGGGAAUUCGCACCCGCUGCGCCGGCGGCGACGACGCCAUCUGGCUCUCUGCAUCCGGGUUUGGGGGAUCGGUCGGUUUCUCAGGCUUCUAGAACGACGAACCAUACGACGACGGACUCGGAAUCAUUUCAUACGGCUAAGGAAUCGGACUCGAUCUACUCCACCGGCAACGCUUCCUCGAGUACACUCAACGCGGCCCAGGCUGCGGGAGCAGGUGAUGAAGAAAGUAACGCCUUGCGCGCAUUAAGGACUACGGACAUCCGCAUCGACACUUCCGUCGCUUCACCCGUUUCCUCUUCACCAGCGUUGAGAUCCCCGACGUUCAAUUCCCGAUCUCUUGGAGCGGCUUCGGCACUUCGACAAGCCGCGACGGCGGGCCAGAGUCCUCGCGUCGCUUCUCCUUUGGGAACGCAAGAGACCGAUGAUGUAUUACAAGGGGCGUUCGGUUCUCGACGAGCGAUGAGUCCAGCGUUCAACGAGUCGUUACAAGAACGUCUGGAUCGGGUACUCGCCAAGGUCAAGGAAGACAAGUUGAGAGGUCGAGUUUCACCGGCCUUGCGUCCGCCCUCGUGGGCGGCGGAGCAUCAACGAGGUGUGAGUGGCAGUUCGACACCGACCGUUCGGGCCGUUUCGCCAUCCGGGCCGAACGUGAGACUCUCGCCUGGUGGUCAAGGCGGCUCCCCUUCAAUCGAGCAAGUCGUCAGUCUCGGAGCCUCGACGAGCAAUCAAGCCCCUUUCACCUCCGCGACGCCAACUCCUACAACGCACGACGCACGGUCGACGAACGCACCGACGAAAGCUCAAACUGGUGCUUUGUACUACCACGACGAUUUCGGCCUCGACACGAUGUUCACCCUCGUCAACGAGGGGGCUCGAUCGAUUACGACGAGGAAGCCUAGGACCUCAUCGUUGAAACGACCUCAGGGGCAUGAGGCGUUGUUCGGACCUUCGUUGAGGGAUUUGGAUUUGAGUGAGGAGACGAUGGCGAUGUAUGCGCCGCAGACGAGACGAUUGGAUGAGUUGGAGAGUGUGAGUGGUGCAGUAUCGUGAGAUCUCCUCGACUUGAAGAGAACCCGAGACUGAUCUUAUCGCCCUUCAUUCGACUCUGCAGCGCCUCGACGCCCUCCUCCUGCGCCUGAGGAUCCCGAAUCCGGAAUCGAGGCUCGAAACCUCGUCAUCCCCGAGCAAUGCCCCAUCCCCUUCCUUGAAACAACACCCGUCCUGA
Microbotryum saponariae is the source of this 5775-nucleotide messenger RNA. The record is from the annotation of a GenBank genome assembly. Lineage: Eukaryota; Fungi; Basidiomycota; Microbotryomycetes; Microbotryales; Microbotryaceae.